Gallus gallus (chicken) is the source of this 4636-nucleotide messenger RNA. It is a transcript of the gene CTXN2, whose product is annotated as cortexin 2. The record is from RefSeq and is a predicted model, not a curated record. The coding region runs from base 4236 to 4484 and encodes 82 amino acids. The transcript is spliced from 2 exons. NCBI's taxonomy places the organism in Eukaryota, Metazoa, Chordata, Aves, Galliformes, Phasianidae.
GCAGCCCCAGGGGCCGGAGCCGAGCCAGCCGUCGGGGCUCCCACCUGGGCUUCGGCCAGCCGUGCCCGGAGCUCCGCCGUCCGCCACCAUGGGCAACGCGGAGGAGACGGGUCGGUAGCGCGGGCGGUUCGGCGGGGCCGGGCGGGGCGGCGGGGCUGUGCCGGUGGCCGAGAGCCCCGGGCUGCGGGCGGCGGCCCGGGGGGAACGCGGAGCCGGAGAAAGUAGGGGCUGCGCAUGCAGCGGCGUGGCAACGAUUGCUCGGCGGGUGCUCGGUGUCCUGCAGUUCUCGUAGCCUGCAUGCCUCAGGGAAACAGGUAGCGGUUUUCCACCUUAACAAGUUAAGGGUGGCACCAGCCGAACGUCUUAUUUUCUUGUCUCCAUUAUCCGGACCUUGACCGCAUAAACAAGAAUUCACAGCACAGUGCGUAGCGCAGGGUCUCUUGUUCCUCGGAGACUCCAGGCUUGCCUAUCUGCUAAGGAUAAAAUCUCAUUUCUGCAAUUCAUUGCUUGCCUGGAGGCUGCAAAUGUCACUGCCCAGCUGCUGCUUCUCUGCGGGGGAAUGCAGUUUAUGUGGAAAAGUGUCGUUUCUACCCUGAAUUAUGUGCUGCAAAAACAUUGCAUGUCAGGGGGUGCUUUGCUACACUCACACAACAGUUAAAUGUGCUCCAUUUGCUGGGCAUCCGUGCCCUGGCCUUCCCAUCUCACACCUACCUGUCUGCUGCCUUAGAAACCUUACCCUGAGCAGGCAGUUUUCUCCCCAGCAAUUUACAGAACACAGGCAUGCAGCGUGCACAUGAACAUGGCAGGUUGGCUGUGUGCUCAGAGCUGCUUUUGCAGCGUUUCUGGUCAUGUGUUGUUAACUCAGUUUAGACCCCGUGGAAAAUCCCAAAUUCACGCUGAUCUCUAUUUCAUUUGGACUUCUUUGUUGAUAAUCUUCUUACCUUACCACCUCCUAUUCCCAAUUCCUGUAACAGCACUCCCAAAAUUCAGUUUCUUUGACCAAAUAGUUGAGUGCAAAUAUGAUGCUUCUGAAACUCCCAGAAGAUGCCGGUUUCUGCCCCUAAGCACACAAACACCUUUUCAAGUUAGGUUUGCUGUCACUCAGAAAUGUAAACCUUGGACUGAAACUAUUUGAAGUACUUUUAGAAUGACCAGAGCCAGCAGCUGGACCUGCAGCACAUCCAAAGGGAGAACAGAUGGCAACUGAUUUAGUGAAUUCUGUAACACACUCUAGUUUAUGAACUGAGUUUUCAGGACCUGAGGCUUAAUCCUGCCAAGGGGAUGAAUGCUUCCAGUUUGAGCAGCUGUUAAAGGUACUCCUUUCCACUACUGAGCGAGUACAAAAGAAAACAAAACCAAAAAAACACCAACCAAGCCAGAACCCCAAGGGGGUUCUGUGGGAGAAAGGCCAAAACUCAAAACAUAAGGGAAAUUCCUGCCUUUCUCAGGAUAGUCCAGAAUUAUUUAAUCUUCUCAGUAUCUCUCAAAACAUGAGCAUCUGAAAAAGGUGCCCAAAGAGCUGGGACUGGGAAUCUCAAUCCACACCGAACACUGGCAGAGUUGGUCUGGAGAUCCACUAGACUAGUAAGAGUUUCAAGUUUUCUUCCAGCUGACUCUCCGUGCGUAAUGCCACGGUACUCCUGUUCAUCCUGCACAGGUACAGCCAACAUUCCCAGCUCACACCUCCAUUCUCCUUACCUUAGUGGUCUCUGUGCCAAGCUAUUUUCCUCAUUGCUAUUUUCUCUUGGAGUCGCUAGAACAGCCUCCAAUGGCCUUUCUACUCACAGCAAGAUGUUAAGGAGCCUUUCUUUAUGCCAGUGUUUUUAUAUGGGCAGUGAAUCAAAGGAUGAGCAGUCUUCACCUAUAAAAAAGUCAAGAGACAUCAGUCUGAAGCCAGCCCCUACAAAAUGACUCUGCAGAUUCUAACUGAUUUAAUGCCUGUCCCCAUCACAUUGCCCUAGAGGUUAUCUUCAAGAAUUUUUGGACGCAGGCCAUGUUAGUUAGCAUUCAUAGUCUUCUGACUCACGAUUUGACACACACUCUGCAGCAACUGAAAGGAUAUCUGACUAACUGGGUGAGGACAUCUAACCUGUAUGCAGCACUAAAGUGUGAAAACAAUGGAAGCGCACUCAAGGUCAAUGUGGUACCACAGUUUUGGGGAUAUGUAAUUAGAGCAGAAUGUUCUGUGAACUUCAAAGCUUCAAUUACAAGUUAUGAAAUUCAGGACAGGGGAAAGAAGCACUCAAAGCUGUGUAUUAGAAUUUCCCAGAUCUCAUUUCCCCAGAAAGAAAAUACCCACUGUUUUGUCAUGCAGCAAUUUCAGACAAACUCUUGCCAAAUAAGACUAAGAUAACCAUUUCUUACCACUCCAUGUUUCAGUGUCAGUCAAACCUUGUAGAGAUUUGUCCCGUAAUGUCUGAUAAACAAACAAAUCCAACUAAUUCAAGUACAUAACCUGCAAAAUUAGUGUGACAUUUCCCAGGACUCAGCUCCAAUGUAGGGCUCCCCAAGGCCUUCCCUGAGACUUUUUUCUACGUAUCUUUCAAGAUAGCAAUGCUCUGGUGGGUUUCGUUCAUUUGUUUGUUGUUGGUUGUGGUGUUGUUUUGUUUGUUUUGGGUUAUUUGUUCUGAGGUGAGGUGCAAGCUCUGUCUUUCCCAGGUAGCAUCUACAUUUCAUUUUCCCAUACAAGCCUUUCAUUUAGUUUUUAUAACCCAGUGUCCUAGGAUUUCUGGAAGGAUAACUUUUCUUGACUGGCUGUUGUUCAAAUCAACUGACUUCUGACACCAAUUUGUGAUAUUUUUUCUGCACAAGGUCAGACUUACAGAAAAACUGGAAGGAUGAACAAAAUCUGUGCAGCAUGUGGUAUUAUAUUUCCAGAAAGUAAAUAUUGAUUACUGUUGACAUUACUUUUCUUGUAGGCUAUAUCCAGAUCUUUUCUCCAACUUAACAGGAAUUAAAACAGUGUUGACCCAAAGGGCAGAACGUCAUUCCAAAGAAGGAUCACAUACAACUCUACAGAAUAGACUGUUGGUUGGUAUGCCCUAGAAAAUGUAUGCAGAAAGUAAUAGAAAAUCAUACUAUUUAAUACCUACUAUGUUGAGGGUUAACGCAUAAAGAGAAGAAGGAAGAGUUGUGUCCCAUCCUUUUAAUCUUCGUUUUAAAAUUUUCAUUCUUUAGGAUGACAUACAAAAAUCCCACCAAUUUCUGAAGUAAGAAAGGAGACAUAAACAACAUAAAAGUUUUGCCUGUUUCUAUAUUCUCAGGAAUACUAAAUUUUAUUUUUACUUCUGUUGUUAUUAUCUCUAGACUAAGUCGAGAUAUGGCUAUAGUGUAGCACCAAGUAGAGAUACUGGAGCUCUCUUUGAACAGGCUAGGGCAUGUACCUGUAUCAGUGUAGACAUGGCUGCACAGAGCUCUGAGUGGCCUAAUUACUCUGCCAAGAAAUAAAUGGAUGCCUGGAAAUCCCUGGGGAAAGAGGUGGUUGAAUUGUUAACAAAAAAGUUUUCCCCUGAGGCACGUUAGUUAAAUAGGCGUUAACAAGAGCCAAAAAACUCCAAGCUCCAACCUUAGAAUAAAAAUGCCUUUGUCCUUUGGUAGAUCUGAUGUCCCAGGUCUUCCAAUCUUCCUGCUGCCUACUGAGACAUAAGAGAGAAGGGAUUUCAGUAUCUGGUGGAAAAGCAAAACAACUCAAAACAACUCCCCCCAACUUCAAUCUAUACAUCAGAUCACCUUAAAACUAUAAAAACAAAAGUCUUUCUCGUCUGGAAAUACACAAAACUCUCCUGGUGGUGAUGGCAGGGUGGGUCAGUCCCCUGAACUCAGUACAUUCUGAGCUGAUGCUUAAAAUGCCUGUGAAAAUGUUGAGACUAAGGAGAAAAAAAUAAAUGAGAGUAAGACUUGGGGGAAGGAAAUUUGCAUAAUUUCUUCUCCCACUAAUCUUUCCUCACACACAGGAGAAUAUUGUCAUUUCUGUUUUUUUUUUUUUUUUUUUUUUCUGUUACAUGAGGAUGUAUAUACCAAAUGCCCAUAUAUACCACAUAUAAACUGUGGGCACAUGGCUGCAACAUCACUACAGUGGCUCAGCUGGUCAAGUCAAACGUAUGUUUCAACAGCGUAUGCUCCUAGGCAUGCUUGGAUCACAUACUGAGUGGCACCCACAUCAUGGACAUGUAUAGAGGAAGGCAAAGAAGGAACAGAGGUGAAAAUCCCACAGAGUCACCAAGAUGUGAUGUCCAAUGAUGAGCAGUAAUUACUGCGGCAACACUUCAGCCAGCAUGAGCGUCAAUGAAAUGUCUGCCUUCCCUCUGACUUUGGAGCAAAAAACUGGUUUCGCCUUUGUGGGGAUUUUGUGUGUUUUCUUAGGACUUCUAAUUAUCAGAUGCUUCAAAAUCUUGCUAGACCCCUACAGUAGUAUGCCUUCUUCUACAUGGGAAGAUGAAGUUGAGGGGUUGGAUAAAGGGACAUUUGAAUAUGCUCUUGCAUGAAAAGUCAUAUGAUAUCCUGCCUUAAAUUUGAUGUUGAUUUCAUUUUGGAAACCAACUGUAACAUUUGUUACACAUGCAUACAUACAUUUUGGAGAUGUGUUGGUAUCUGUGGCGUUCAUUUUGUUAAAUAAAUGUUUGUUGCAAACUCAGAA